Molecule: messenger RNA, 2967 nt
Organism: Sodiomyces alkalinus F11
Lineage: Eukaryota; Fungi; Ascomycota; Sordariomycetes; Glomerellales; Plectosphaerellaceae
Product: cysteine proteinase
Exons: 2
Coding region: 1-2967 (988 amino acids)
Biological process (GO): protein deubiquitination
Molecular function (GO): cysteine-type deubiquitinase activity
Source: RefSeq, a predicted model, not a curated record
AUGGCAAAUACCAGGGCUGGUGGUGGUGGUGGUCCCAAUGGCGCCGGCGCCGGCCAGACACCACUGCCGCACAUAGACGACCUCACCUCACCUUCGGUCGACAUCGACAUGAGUCUUCCCAUGCGCAAGAUUCUAGAACGCGUGGAUACUCUCCUUCGGCAAGCCGAAGCCGAUCGCGACUUUGGCCGACCCGACCGUGCGCUGAGAGGAUAUAUAGAAGCAUCCGUGAUUGCCAUCCGAAUGAUUCCCACUCAUCCGGAAUACGUCUCGCUACAACUAGAACGGUCCGACCUAAAGCGCCUAUAUUCGAGCAUUAAUAAACGAAUCGGAGAUCAGUAUGAUAGCUUUGAGAGGUUCAAGGCGAAGAUCAAAGCGGAUAAUGAAAGAACGGGAGUCCAGCCUACCGUGAGGAAGCAGCAUUGGCCGGGCCAUGCAGAUAAGGAGCAAUCCAUGGCACAUCGUCCGCCCACGGCGACAGGGAAUCUCAAGUCGAAACCCACGGUCCACCCAAAGCCUCGCGCUCUACACGGUAGCGCUAUUCGCCCCGGCUCGGCAUCUGGACUGCCUGCUCACAAGAACGGCGACGACCUGAUUGCGCGCUUCUCCAACCUGCGAGGUCCUGCUGCAUUUCCCGGGCAGGAUCCACGUAUUCGGACUCACCCCCCGAAGACCACCUCUGCAAACCGGCCCUCCACCGACGCGAGCAUUCCCACAAGCAUACCAGGGCUGCCGAAAGCUCCCGAUGCCAUUUACAGCCCGGCAAGAGGGACGCUUACUGAGACAGCAGCAUCGCUCCCGACAAGCACGCGUGGUGGCCUUUUCACACGGACCCCGUCGUCAACGCCCGCGAUACCGAUGUCACCAAAUUCUAGGUCAACUUAUGAAGACUACUUCACCGCGCCAUCGGGCUCCAGUAGGCCGUCUUUCGAGAUCCCAGAUGGUGACGGGAUCACUCCUGAGGAUCUCAUCGAGGUAAUGCAGAAGCACGCAAGGAUACUACUGAUCGAUAUACGUGACCGGGAGGAGUUCAAUAAAGGGCACAUCAAUUGGCAGACGGUCAUCUGCAUCGAACCUCCAAUACUCCUCCGCGAUGGUGUUACUUCUGACAGCAUCGAAGAGAGCAUGAUUAUUGCGCCCCGCCAAGAAAAGGAGUAUUUUGACCGGCGGGACAAGUUCGAUCUCAUUGUUUUUUACGAUUGGGAUUCUACGGCCUUGCCUCAAUACAUUGGCCAGUCGGGUAACAGCGCCCUGUUGUCACUCCAGCGUGCUCUGACCACGUUGAGCUUUGGAAAAGAGCUUCAGGGACACCCCAGAUUUCUCAAAGGGGGCCUAAAGGCAUGGCUUGAUGUCCUGGGGCCGCAUUGCCUGCAGCCGUCUCCAGGACACGAGGUGUCCCACUCCCCGGUGUCAUCUAAGAAGUCGGGAUUGCGACCCAUUGUCAAGUACAAGCCUUCGAACCUCGAUCCAGAUCAGUUGCAUGAUUGGGAGGACAAGGUCAAGCUUGGGAGUCAGAAACCAGACGCCGAAGAUGCUGGCUACGUGCAUAACCUGCAAGAAUUCCACAAGAAGUUCCCACCGGCAGAGCCUCAGUCCAUGGUAUCCCCACCAGCACCUCCCGAACCUCCUAAAAAGGACCAACCUUCGGUUGCUCCACCCGGGAAGGGGGUAAGCCCUCCUCUAGUUCCCCCGCUGCCUACUCAGCCAACGCUGCCCAAGCCAGCCGUGCCGAAGACCACGGUAAGCGGGCUGUACGAUGGGAACGACGGGUCAAGCUUCGGAACCACGUCGAAAUCGACCAAGCUACCGGGCACCAAGGCUAGCGAGCGGCGCAUUACCGGGCUGUACAACCCUCACAACUGGUGCUACGCAAAUAGCACCAUCCAGUCUCUGAGGAUAUCGCCCGGAUUCGGCAGGGAGCUUGCGACCAGGGAAUGGGAGACGUUGUAUCAGAUUCCGAGACGGAAAGACGAAAAGUCAGACAGCCCUCGACUGAUGGUGCGAAUCGUCGCAAAUUUGUUCCAUUGGAUGGCGGAGGGUAGCUUUCCUGUGAUGAAAGCGCAAACAUUGAUGGACUACUCACUCUCACUGUGCAAAACUCCGAACGGGUCGGCAGGCCAACAGCAGUUCGGAGGCAACCAGCAGCAGGAUGCCCAGGAGUUUAUCUCAUUUCUCAUGGACGCUCUUCAUGAGGAGACGAACACAAGGAGAGACCAGACUGUGAACGACGACAACAUGAACAACAACAUAUCCGGCAUGAAUUCCAAGUCGCUUCUGCAGGGCGCACACGAGUGGUGGGAGAACCAUUCCAAGACCAAUCGCUCGAUCGUCGACCGCUACUGGCGCAACCUCGAGGUCCAGAUCACCACAUGCACGAGGUGCUCAAGCAGAUCCUAUCGGUGGGCGCCCGCCGAAAUGGUCGUUGCCACGAUCAGCGCCAAGUCGACGUCCACCUUGGAGACUUGCUUGUCGACCUCCAUGGCACCCGAGGUCUUGGACGACUACCAGUGCGACAAAUGCAAGGGCAAGCACGAGGCGAGGCUGGAGCGCAAGCUUGCCCGGCUGCCGGAGCUUCUCUGCAUCCACCUCAACCGGUUCACGUACGGCGGCGGCGGGGUGCAGAAGAACUGCAGCAAGGUCACCUGGGAUUUCAACAGCCUCAACAUGGAGCCCUUCUUCAUCCCGCGCGAGGAUCGCAAGCUGCCGGCCGGGAUGGAGACGGGACCGGCCUUCCAGGCGCCCUUCGCGUACGAAUGCUACGCGGUGGUGACACACGCCGGCGCGACGCUGCAUUCGGGACAUUACUACACCUAUGUGCGAGCGCCCAACAGCCCCGACUGGUAUCAUCUGAACGAUUCCGUGGUGAAGAAGCUUGCUGGCGGGCCCAGUCCGAGAAUCUACGGGUAUGGCGACGCCGUGCCCUAUCUUGCUUUCUUCAGGAGGAAACAGCCAGGAUCCUCGGGAAGCUGA